AUGCAUUUGCAUGCGUCCACUGGAAACGAAGUGAUAAUAUCAGCACUGAGCGCUAAACGAAUUGUAACACUGAAUCGACCUCGUGCUUUGAAUGCUCUUAAUUUGUCGAUGGUGCGGAGUAUGUAUCCCAGUUUUAAGUUCGGUAGUGAUGGUUUUCAGUGUAUACGUUUGAUUAAAAGACCAGUCAGAAAGGUGGUGCAGCGAUGUCCGAGUGGUUAA
Molecule: messenger RNA, 219 nt
Organism: Anisakis simplex (herring worm)
Lineage: Eukaryota; Metazoa; Nematoda; Chromadorea; Rhabditida; Anisakidae
Source: the annotation of a GenBank genome assembly